UACUCGUAGCUUUAGUGAGCAGCUUUCAUGAGCAUGUCCGCUUUUUCAAAGUUCGCCCAACCGACGCUUGUGAUAUAAGGCUGGGCUGUUUUCUUAAACUUGCUGAGCAUAAUGUAGCACGUAGCAUGCUGCGUAAAAUGUAGCGAAUUGGCAGUAGCGAACGAUCGCAUACGAAACGUGAAUAUAGCACACCUCGCGCGUUCCUUCUGUGUACAACAUGUCGACGGGUUUUGAAACGAAAACUCCGAUUACUGUUCAUCCACUUUCGAAACACUCUAACAAGGCAUGGGAAAAGCUAAAGCCGCACCAGAAAUUGAUCAGGGUUAAUCCGAUACCUCUCAAGACACCAGUAUCGCCGAAUUCCAUACGCUUUGUCUGCAUAUCUGAUACCCAUUCAUUCACAAAUGAAAUGACACACAAAGUUCCUCCGGGUGAUGUGCUUCUCCAUGCAGGCGACUUUACUCGCAGGGGGUCGCUUCAAGAAGUGAUUUGUUUCAAUGAUUUCUUAGGGUCGCUACCUCACAGGCACAAAUUUGUCAUUGCUGGAAAUCAUGAGUUGAGCUUUGAUCCGUCGAAAGUCAAACACAGUGCACCCUACAGCAUACAGACCCCACAGCAGGACAUCACACGCCAAGCCAAGCAACAUCUCAGAAACUGCGUCUACUUGGAAGAUCAAGCAGUUUCCGUGUAUGGGAUCAAAAUCUACGGGUCGCCCUGGCAGCCAGAAUUUGCUGGAUGGGCUUUCAACGUCCCGCGCGGUCGUCAGCUUCUUGACAUCUGGGAUAGGAUACCCGAGGAUACAGAUGUACUAUUGACUCAUACCCCUCCUAUAGGGCAUGGAGACCUUUGUAUUAUGGGGACUCAUGUAGGCUGUGUAGAACUCCUAAGUGUAGUGCAGAAAAGAGUGAAGCCCCUUUACCACAUCUUUGGACACAUCCACGAAGGUUAUGGUAUCACAAGUGAUGGCCAAACUACAUUUAUAAAUGCCUCAAUAUGCAACAUCCAGUAUAGGCCGGUGAACCCUCCAAUUAUAUUUGAUAUUCCGUUACCGCAAGGAGUAACAAAGUGAAGUCUACAUGAAUCUGCACUGUAUGACGUGUGUCUGCAAUAGUUUUGCAAGAAGUCUUACAGCUAUGGGUAUGCGUAGUUUUGCAAGAACCCUUACUUUACAACGAUAGGAUAUACAUAUAUAUAUAUAUUUGUGCAUUUCUGUACUAAUAAAAUGAUGGAAAUGGAAAAACAAA
Ornithodoros turicata is the source of this 1244-nucleotide messenger RNA. Its product is annotated as metallophosphoesterase domain-containing protein 1-like. Gene Ontology annotation, molecular function: hydrolase activity. NCBI's taxonomy places the organism in Eukaryota, Metazoa, Arthropoda, Arachnida, Ixodida, Argasidae. Bases 218 to 1069 code for a protein of 283 amino acids. The record is from RefSeq and is a predicted model, not a curated record. The transcript is spliced from 4 exons.